AUGGGACUGUGGCACAUUGUGUUCCCUGUCAUUGCACUCUUCCUAGCGGCUGCACAGGUGGCAGCCCUCUCCAGUGCCCAGGCGACGCCGGCAGCAGGUCUGGCGCCCCCGGCCUCGGCUGUGACGCCCGCCCAGCGCUCGGCCGCGCCACACAUCGCGCCGACGGCGCCUGCGCUGGAGCGGCGCAUCACACGGUCCGUGCCCCUCUCCACGCUCCCGACUGCGGCGGUGUACAUACCUGACCUCAAGGGUGUCGUGAAUCCGGACGGCGAAACGUCCUUGUACUACUAUGGCCCAGGCUACUACCCCGAGUCGACGGUCUAUGCGCUGGUCACCGGCAAGCCGGGCGAGGGCGACGGGCCGAAAACGACGUACCUGUACGAAGGCCCGACCGAGGCCUACCUCGUCAACAUCCUGCGCACUGCCGACCUUGACGACGGAAAUGGCACCAUCACAGGGCAGUUCAACGUCAAGUGUCGGUACUCGCAAGGGCUCGGCAAGGACGGCUACUGCCAGUACCAGCGGAUGACGACGCAAGGCACGACGAUCUUUUCCACGUUCAAUACCACUGCGCAGGCGCAGACGACUUUUACGCCUGUGCGCGGCGAGAUUCAGCGGGUGCGGCAGUCGCAAGAUACCCACACGUUGACCAACGUCGCGUUCCCCAACACCAACGUUCAGAACGCUGCUGUGCGCAUGCGCCCGCUCUGCCUUGAUACCAAAUGCACAUCGCUCACGACCCUUUUGCUCGGAAGCGCGCUGGCUGUGCUCCUAGCGGCCUUGGUUGUCUUGUAA
Molecule: messenger RNA, 795 nt
Organism: Malassezia japonica
Lineage: Eukaryota; Fungi; Basidiomycota; Malasseziomycetes; Malasseziales; Malasseziaceae
Exons: 1
Coding region: 1-795 (264 amino acids)
Source: RefSeq, a predicted model, not a curated record